Molecule: messenger RNA, 9115 nt
Organism: Microcebus murinus (gray mouse lemur)
Lineage: Eukaryota; Metazoa; Chordata; Mammalia; Primates; Cheirogaleidae
Source: RefSeq, a predicted model, not a curated record
ACCUCGUCCAGCCUGCUUAACCUUUUUAAGUGAAUUAUAUUUCAGUACUUUUGGUUUGAUUUACACUGAUUUCUUGGUAUUUAUACAUUGUUGUAGAAUAUUUUUAUAGUAUAUUCCUAUGGACUUUUGAGAAAGAAUGCUAAAAUUGUCAGAAUUAAUUGCUUAAUUUUUUUCAGUUGUUUUGAUCACUAUGAAGUGGGUAGGGUAUAAUGUUUUUUUCACUAACUCUUCCAUCACAAACAUUUCCCCCUUUCAUGAUAUCCUUGGUCAUUGCCAUUUUGGUUCACUAUUGUUAGGCCUCUGCUCCUGUCGCUAUUUGCAUACAGUUUGUCAAAGUAAUAGGACAUGUAGGCAACUCAGACAUGAGCUCUGCUUAUUUGAAUUUACUCUGUAUUCCCCUCUCCAGCUAGCUGAGGCCACCGUUCUUCACUUCUAUGUCUGUGCCAGAUUCUAUGAUGGAUUGUGGCACCCUGUCCAUCUGGAUGAGGGUGAAUGUGAGUUUUUAGCAGAAGACAGUCAAGAGAAAUUUUGGAAUUUUGUAGAAGCCAGUCAAAAUAUUGGAUCAUCAGAUCUUCACGGUACUGAUUAUUCCUAUUAUCAUGCAAUAUUGGAAGCUGCAUUUCAGUUUCUGUCACCUCUACAGCAGAAUUUGCUGAAAUUUUGUCUAUCUCUUCAUUCCUACUCGGCAACGAUUCAAGCCUUCCAGCAGAUAGCGGCUGAUGAACCUCCACCAGAAGGAUGUACAUCAUUUUUUUCAGUGCAUGGAAAGAAGACUUGUGAUUUUGUUACUCUUGAGACUCUUCUACUAACAGCGUCUGAAAGACCCAAACCUUUAUUGUUUAAAGGAGAUCACAGAUACCCCUCAUCUAAUCCUGAAAGCCCAGUGGUGAUUUUCUACUCUGAGAUUGGAUAUGAGGGAUUUUAUAAGUUCCACCGCCAACUUGUAUCACAAAGUAAUGAAGGGAAAAUCAAUUAUGUGUUCAGACAUUAUAUAUCUAACCCCAGGAAGGAGCCCGUUUACCUCUCUGGCUAUGGAGUGGAAUUGGCCAUUAAGAGCACUGAAUACAAGGCCAAGGAUGAUACUCAGGUGAAAGGAACGGAGGUAAACACCACAGUGAUUGGUGAAAAUGAUCCUAUUGAUGAAAUUCAAGGAUUCCUCUUUGGAAAAUUAAGAGACCUGCACCCUGACCUUAAAGGACAGCUAAAGGAACUCAGAAAGCACCUUGUGGAGAGCACCAAUGAAAUGGCACCUUUAAAAGUUUGGCAGUUGCAAGAUCUAAGUUUUCAGACAGCUGCUCGAAUCUUGUCUGCUCCUGUUGAGUUGGCUUUGGUGGUUAUGAAGGAUCUUAGUCAAAAUUUUCCUACUAAAGCCAGAGCAAUAACAAAAACAGCUGUGAAUUCAGAACUUAGAACUGAAGUAGAAGAGAAUCAGAAGUAUUUCAAGGGAACUUUAGGGUUGCAGCCUGGAGAAUCAGCUCUCUUCAUCAAUGGACUUCACAUUGAUUUAGAUACACAGGAUAUAUUCAGUCUCUUUGAUGUGUUGAGGAGUGAAGCUCGGGUAAUGGAGGGUCUACAUAGAUUGGGAAUAGAAGGCCUCUCUCUGCAUAAUGUUUUAAAGCUGAACAUCCAGCCCUCUGAGGCCGACUAUGCAGUAGACAUCAGGAGUCCUGCCAUUUCAUGGGUCAACAACCUGGAGGUUGAUAGCAGAUACAAUUCAUGGCCUUCUAGUCUACAAGAGUUGCUUAGAGCCACCUUUCCUGGUGUUAUCCGACAGAUCAGGAAAAACUUACAUAACAUGGUUUUCAUAGUUGAUCCUGCACAUGAGACCACAGCAGAGUUGAUUAACACAGCUGAGAUGUUCCUCAGCAAUCAUAUACCACUAAGAAUUGGUUUUAUGUUUUUGGUUAAUGACUCUGAAGAUGUUGAUGGGAUGCAAGAUGCUGGUGUGGCUGUUCUUAGAGCGUAUAACUAUGUUGCCCAAGAAGUGGAUGAUUAUCAUGCCUUCCAAGCUCUGACACAUAUCUAUAACAAGGUGAGAACCGGAGAAAAAGUGAAAGUUGAACAUGUGGUCAGUGUCCUGGAGAAGAAAUAUCCAUAUGUAGAAGUGAAUAGCAUUUUGGGGAUUGAUUCUGCUUAUGAUCAAAAUCGGAAGGAAGCAAGAGGCUACUAUGAGCAGACUGGAGUUGGUCCCUUGCCUGUUGUUCUGUUCAAUGGAAUGCCCUUGGAAAAGGAACAGCUAGAUCCUGAUGAGUUGGAAACCAUCACCAUGCACAAAAUUCUGGAGACCACAACCUUCUUCCAAAGAGCGGUGUAUUUGGGUGAACUGUCCCAUGAUCAGGAUGUGGUAGAGUAUAUCAUGAAUCAGCCAAAUGUUGUUCCCCGAAUCAAUUCCAGGAUUUUGACAGCUGAGCGAGAGUACCUGGAUUUAACAGCAAGUAGUAAGCAGCAUUUCAGAAACAACUUUGUGCUGUUUUUUAAUUUGUGCUUCCGAAUCUUUGCAUUUAUUGGAUUAAUUUACACGGAAAGUUCCCUUGCUUUAAUUUUAGUAGAGAAGUUUUAUUACUUUUGCUUUGUAUCUUUAAACUUGUCAUUUUUAAAUUUUAUGCAUGGUUUUCAGAAAUUAUUUGGUAUAACAGUAGUGUUGGAACACAUAAUGUGUUUUUUUUUCUUCAACUCAAUUUGUUAUUUUUGUUUUUCUAUAGAUGACUCUUUUAUUAGGCCAGUAACUUUUUGGAUUGUUGGGGAUUUUGAUAGCUCUUCUGGACGGCAGUUAUUGUAUGAUGCUAUUAAACAUCAGAAAUCCAGUAACAAUAUUAGAAUAAGCAUGAUCAAUAAUCCUAGUGAAGAGAUAAGCUAUGAAAACACUCAGAUCUCCAGAGCAAUCUGGGCAGCUCUCCAAACGCAGACCUCCAACUCUGCCAAGAACUUCAUCACCAAAAUGGCCAAGGAGGAGGCUGCAGAGGCCCUGGCUGCAGGAGCUGACAUCGCAGAGUUCUCUGUCGGGGGCAUGGAUUUCAGUCUUUUUAAGGAGGUCUUUGAGUCUUCCAAAAUGGAUUUCAUUUUAUCUCAUGCCAUAUACUGCAAAGAAGUUCUGAAGCUGAAGAAGGGACAGAGGGCUGUGAUCAGCAAUGGAAGGGUCAUCGGGCCACUGGAAGAGGGUGAGCUCUUUAACCAAGAUGAUUUCCACCUCCUAGAAAACAUCAUCUUAAAAACUUCAGGACAGAAAAUAAAAUCUCAUAUUCAACAGCUUCGGGUAGAAGAAGAUGUGGCAAGUGACUUGGUAAUGAAGGUGGAUGCUCUCCUGUCAGCUCAACCAAAAGGAGAUGCAAGAAUUGAGUACCAGUUUUUUGAAGACAGACACAGUGCAGUUAAACUGAGGCCGAAGGAAGGGGAGAUAUACUUUGAUGUGGUGGCUGUCGUUGACCCUGUCACCAGAGAAGCACAGAGGCUUGCCCCGUUGCUCUUGGUUUUGACUCAACUGAUAAACAUGAACCUGAGAGUAUUUAUGAACUGCCAGUCUAAACUUUCCGACAUGCCUUUAAAAAGCUUUUACCGUUAUGUCUUAGAACCAGAGAUUUCUUUCACUUCAGACAGUAGCUUUGCUAAGGGCCCAAUAGCAAAAUUUUUGGAUAUGCCUCAGUCUCCACUGUUCACUCUGAAUUUGAACACACCUGAGAGCUGGAUGGUAGAAUCUGUGAGAACGCCAUAUGAUCUUGAUAAUGUUUAUUUAGAAGAGGUGGACGGCAUAGUGGCUGCCGAAUAUGAGCUGGAGUACCUGUUACUGGAAGGUCAUUGCUAUGACAUCACCACAGGCCAACCCCCCCGAGGACUACAGUUUACCUUAGGAACGUCAGCCAACCCUGUCGUCGUGGAUACCAUUGUUAUGGCCAAUCUGGGCUACUUUCAGCUAAAAGCCAACCCAGGAGCUUGGAUUCUCAGACUCAGAAAGGGACGCUCUGAGGAUAUUUAUAGAAUCUACAGCCACGACGGUACAGAUUCUCCUGCUGAUGCUGAUGAGGUUGUUAUUGUCCUCAACAACUUCAAAAGCAAAAUUAUUAAAGUGAAGGUUCAGAAGAAGGCAGACAUGGUGAAUGAAGACUUGCUGAGUGAUGGAACAAAUGAGAAUGAGUCUGGAUUUUGGGACUCCUUCAAAUGGGGCUUUACAGGAGGACAGAAGACUGAGGAAGUGAAACAAGAUAAAGAUGACAUAAUUAAUAUUUUCUCUGUUGCAUCUGGUCAUCUCUAUGAAAGAUUUCUUCGCAUAAUGAUGCUAUCAGUGCUGAAGAAUACCAAGACUCCUGUGAAAUUCUGGUUCCUGAAGAAUUAUUUGUCUCCCACAUUUAAGGAGUUUAUACCUUACAUGGCAAAUGAAUACAAUUUCCAGUAUGAGCUUGUUCAGUAUAAAUGGCCCCGGUGGCUUCAUCAGCAAACUGAAAAACAGCGCAUCAUCUGGGGUUACAAGAUCCUCUUCCUGGAUGUACUUUUUCCACUGGUUGUUGACAAAUUCUUAUUUGUGGAUGCUGAUCAGAUUGUACGAACAGAUCUGAAAGAGUUAAGAGAUUUCAAUUUGGAUGGUGCCCCUUAUGGCUAUACUCCUUUCUGCGACAGCCGACGAGAAAUGGAUGGCUACAGGUUCUGGAAGUCAGGGUACUGGGCCAGCCAUUUAGCCGGACGGAAGUAUCAUAUCAGUGCGCUGUAUGUCGUGGAUCUGAAGAAGUUUAGGAAAAUAGCUGCUGGUGACAGACUCAGGGGACAGUACCAAGGUCUGAGUCAGGAUCCUAACAGCCUUUCAAAUCUUGAUCAAGUAAGUUGUAAUAAUCCAAUGACCAAAGAGCCCAAGCUGGAAGCAGCUGUGCGAAUCGUCCCUGAGUGGCAGGACUACGAUCAGGAGAUCAAGCAGCUGCAGACCCGUUUCCAGCAGGAGAAAGAAGGGGGAGCACUCCAUGAGGAGCAGACAGAAGCACUGAGCCGAGCAGGACCUCAGAAACGUGAAGAAUUAUGAUCUCUGGAGGAGCACAGGAAAUUAUACCAUUUGAAAAACAAUUUUUAUACUAAAUGCUAGUUUUUUCUGAUCUGUCUAUACAACUGCUGAUAAACUGGCUGGGCAGGUGUGCCACACCGUUUGAUUCUGAGAUUUGAUCUUGACUUCUGCACAUUGGUUCGCACUGGAUCCUUGGGGUGAAGGUUCUGUUGGAUUUGUACCUCAGAGGAAGACAAGUGGCUGAUCUUUUGGGACUCUGUAAUGAGCAGCCUUCUAAUCAGAGCAGGAAAUGGCAGCAGCAACUGGAAGAAAAUGAGUCCUCUGGUGCCCACACCUAGAGCACACACAUGUUGUAUUGUGACAGGAAGCAGGCUAUCCAGAGCCCCCAUGUUCUUCUUUACCUCAGUUUACCUGCAGCCCACGCUGUACUGCAGAUGCCUACCCUGCACUGGGCUUGGCUGGCAGAAGCUUUCUUCAAGGUCCAUGCCCCUCAAGGUUUACACCGACGUGCUUGUGCCUCCCUGCCUUCUCUUCCCAAGUGUUAGGUGCAUUGUUUAAUGGAAACCCAACCAAUUGGGUGUCUUCAGGGCUGGCUUGGUGCAGUGGCUAAGCAGACUAACUGGGGCCAGGAUGGGGUGCGUUGGGAUGAGGGUAGGGAGAGUAAAAGGAGUAGGAGGGCUCUGGGGUAUUGGGGGAAGGGAGGAAGACCAGAAAUUGGCCAUUAUCUUUUGUAAACCAUUAGUACCAUCAUGGCUAUUUGAGAAGAAAACAUUACCCCCAACCCCCACCCAACCCUAAUGGACUUUCUAGGUAAUUGUUGUGUAAACAAUUUUCAUAUUUGUCAAAGUCUUUGCUUUUCUUCCCACUUUCUAAAAUAAUGUCUGUUAUCAAUUUCCUUACUGGAUAUAGCCAUACUAAACCCUUCUAGUGAUCAUCUCAAGAUGAAGGCUCAGGACUCUAUCUGGAUGAUCACUACAUCAUGUGUCCUCUCCUGUGUGGGAUUUUCUCUCAGACCCUGGGGACUGAUGGGUUGGACAUUUCUCUACAAAAUGCUCCCAGAUCUAAGACCAGGAAAGAUUCCAACUGUGGAACUUGUGAUUUUUUUUAUACACUGUCCUAUAUUCCUUUUUCUUCAGCACUGUGGGUUGCUUUUGGCAUCCACACUGGUUGCCCUUGAAUCCUUGUGUUGUGUGUCUUCACUUUGACAGCCCAGCAAUUGUCCCUUGGAGAGCAGCAUUUGCCAGUAAAUGGCUGUCGAGGCUUUGGGCGUGGCGCUGGCCUGAACGGCUGUGAGGCUCCAGUGUCCUGGCUCCAUCCCUGCCCAGGCUGCCAGCAUAGCAGCGCCUGGUGGGUGUGUACCUGCCUUCUAAGGCACCCAGGCCUUUUCUUUCAUGUUUUGCCUGCUUUUAAAAAACAGGAGGCCAGCGUGCAAAUGGAUAGCUAAGCCCCCACCCUUCUAAGCCAGGUAAUAUAUUGAUGUGCAGUCUUUUAAAAAAAUCAUAUUCUUAUCACAAAUAUCAAGUAAUUUGUUUUUUCCAUCCAUUUUCAAAUGCAAAAGUUAGCUUAGAAAUGCAAAUGUUAGCCAGUCAUUCUGAAGGAUAUUUUGAGUUUGCUUUCAUAAUUCCAUUAAAAAUUGGGGAGGGGAGAUCUUAAAAGAGAAUUAAAUAAACUGAACUGAGACUAAAAGUCCCUCAGAAUGGCUGCUCUUGACAAAGAGUGUAGCAUGAUUUCCUUCCAUCGUGCCCCUCACCUGGCCAGAGCAGCUAAAGAGAUAGGAUCCGUGAGAUUAAAAAACAUUGGUUCAAGCUUCAUCUUUACAUUUAAUUAAGUUUUCAGAGAGACUGCUGCUGCUGCUUUCUACAACCGUGGACAAAAAUGUGCAUUUUCCCAGUUUAUUGUCUGGGAAAUUGAACAGGAGAUACUCUGGUCACUAGGUUAUGCUUUGUAAAUUCUGGUUCCUGUGAGACGUGGAAUUGGCCACCUUUCUCUGCGUCUUCCUACCAGUCUCUUAUGCAUUCACAAGGAAGGUGCAGAGUACACUGUGUUCUCUCUGUGGUGUACGUGCUCUGGUGUCACUUGUUGCCCCUUCCCCAUCACCACUCUGAUUGAAGUCAGAGUCAUAGUUGACUCUGAAUAAGGCAGGACCCAGCUUGCUUCUGCAAUGGUCUAGGGCCCUCCUUCUGACAGUUUCUUUUUUUGUUCACGUGGCAUAAUCAACUUUCAAAAUUAACUGCAUCCCUAGGAAAUGAUGUUACUGCUGAAAUGUCAUCUUGCUCAGCUGGUCUGUUGUCCAUGCCCUGAGAAUGCAUACUGUGGCUGAAAAGAUAGGUGUGGGAGAGUUUCUCCAAGAAGCAAGAAUUGAUUAUGUUGAGUGUUCAAGCUUCUGGAAACUGUUCACAGUGUGGUGUUCUUAGCCAUCAUUUUUAUAUAAUAGAUUUUUUUUCCUCUCAAUCAUGCUAUAGUGGAAAGUUUUCUUUCUGAAUAAAGAAAGAGUAAUAUGAAAAUGUGCUAUGUCAGAAUGACAUGCAGCAACAAGAGCCUGAUUCUAUGUUCUUUGAACAGGGACAUUUGAUUGACAUCAAAUCAUGUCACAGCCUGCUGCUGGGGCUGUGGGGGCAUGCCAUGGCCAGGGUACUGAAUGCUCACCACUUGGAGGGUGAUGGCAUGUUGGUUUUCCAUAAGAAUGAUAAAGUUGUGAAUCUGUCAAGAUGUUGCAUUUCGAAUUGAACGUACAUAUUUGCGUGUCUACUAAGUGCACAAGCAUCAUGGUGAACUCAACUCUUGGGACAGUGUAGAUUACAUAUAUAUUUGUAUUAAGAAACAGUUUCCAUGAAGGAAGUUUAAUUUACUCUGCUGUCCAGAAGCCCUCUUGUUCAGAACCAUGUCACAGCUCUGCCUGAGCUUUAACCUGGUUUCAGGGACAGAGUCUCUGAGUGGAAGGCUUGGAGCUAGGGACGGUAGUGCAGCUUUUGGAAGAAACUUGCCCAGGUGAUGAGGAGGAAAGAUAUCCCAUAGUUUCCUUAAGCCAGGAUUCAUAUUUUAUUGACUCCAUAAUUUGACACAGGUCAGGCACAACCUCUCAUAGCAAUGAGUUUAAAAUGACUCUGUUUCUCCCCACCUCCCCCAUGAGUAAGUUCAGAUACUUGAAAGCAGUCCUUUUCUAAAACUGCCAUGCCUAUUUUCGCCUGAAUGAUUAAAAGAAAUAAUUCAGAGUUAAUAUGGACCCAAAAAAGGUAUCAGUUCAUGUUUUCUCUGCCUUGAUGUAGUGAGAGAAAGGUCUUAAUCAGGACCUUGGUAAUUACCUGGCUGAAUUAAGCAAAUUAAACAUCAUUAACUCAGGUGGUUAUUGAUAUUUCAGAGCAUCUGGAGGAUAUAGAUUUCUCAUUCAUUAUUUGGUCUUUCAUUUCUCUAUAUAAUAUAGAAGCAACACUCCUGGUGGCAGUAGUGGCAAUGAGUCAGUGAGUUGAGUGGAGGCUCUUGCUCCCUCAGGGUGUUGAGUACUGACAAUUUAUAAAAACGAAUCACAAAACCAGUUUCAAGAGGCUGCAUGCUCCCUGGAAGUAGUCCAUAAAGUCUAAGCUCUGUGGCAAGGACUCGCAAGCAAGAGGGCCUUCCCUGAGUCUUUCCCUGCACCCAGCAGCUCAGAGGCCAGAUGAGGAAGGUUUGCUGGGGCAGAGUUGGUGUCUGGAGCCGAGGCCCUGUCCCGCCGGUAUUGUAUGCAUUGCCUUAUUGUAGAUUUCCGGAGAGAUGGCAUGAUGCCUCUUAACAACAACAAGCGAAAUUCGUUAACCUGAGGUUGACAAUUUGAGAACAAAAGGUUAUCAAGCACCAUGUUUUCCAACCAGUUAUCUAUAGAAAUAACAAGGUAAACAUGGAAAAAUGGAGGAAAUGAUAGAAUUUUUAAAGAAACUAUGUACUUUAAAAAAAUCUUUAUGAAUAUCCAAUUUUACUGUAAUCCUGUUCCAUUAAAUGCAACAUGGUGUUCAGGUGCUGCCCCUUGCUUGGGAAUAGCAUUGGGGUCUUAAAUGUCUGCAGAAUCUCUGCAUCUGAAGGGAAUUGAGAAUGAAUUUCCUGGUACUGUAAUGAAAAUAAGGUCUGCUCAACACAAUAAACUUGUUCCUCUGUUCUUUAAAA